Triticum dicoccoides is the source of this 833-nucleotide messenger RNA. Its product is annotated as major pollen allergen Ole e 10-like. NCBI's taxonomy places the organism in Eukaryota, Viridiplantae, Streptophyta, Magnoliopsida, Poales, Poaceae. The transcript is spliced from 4 exons. The coding region runs from base 209 to 637 and encodes 142 amino acids. The record is from RefSeq and is a predicted model, not a curated record.
UCCUUCUUUUUGCGGUGAACCGCUUCUGCAGCACACCCUUUCUGCUUCGGCUUCCCCCCUCUUCUUCUUCGUCUGCAUAUAUACACGCACACACCGCCACGCCGCGAGCAUGAACUGAAACGGCGGCACACACCUUCUCCUCUGCAUCCUCACAUAUAACAUAGAGAAAACAGUUUCUUGCGUCCUCUCUCUUGGUCACAAGAAAGAGAUGGGUUCGGGUUCAACCACCGUCAGGCUCAUGGCCUUCGCCUCCGCUCUCGUGCUGCUGACGCACUGCACUCACGUUUCUAACAUCGAUCGAUUGUUCUCUCUGUGGCGAAUUCUUUCAGCGGCAGCGGCACCAAGCUUUCAGCAGAAACAGGCUGCGGCCAAGACGUGGUGCGUGGCCAAGCCAUCGACGGGCGAGGCGGCGCUGAGGGCCAACCUGGAGUUCGCCUGCUCCGAGAGCGACUGUAGCGCGAUCCAGGGCACGGGGGGCUGCUCCGCGCAGAACGGCGGCGUGCUGCUGUCGCGGGCCUCGGUGGCCAUGAACGCCUACUACCAGGCCAGGGGGAGGAACACCUGGAACUGCUUCUUCAACGCCACCGGCAUCAUCAGCAUCACCGACCCCAGUCUAGGCACUUGCAAGUAUGCCUGAGACCAGGGGGGGUCACUGAAGCCGAGAAAAUAAGAUGUUUCUAGGAUAUAUGUGUCUGUCCCCUAGAAAGUUUAGUGUGUUUGUUUUCACCAUCAGAACUGCCAUUGUUCGAAUCAGGCAUAGCUUCAGUGUUUUGAGUGAUCAUGAGAUGUCCAUCCUAUGCUCUUUCUUUGACAGUGAAAUAUCAUUUCAGUUA